Messenger RNA from Penicillium cataractarum, 3027 nucleotides. Its product is annotated as ankyrin repeat-containing protein. Gene Ontology annotation, molecular function: protein binding. The coding region runs from base 1 to 3027 and encodes 1008 amino acids. NCBI's taxonomy places the organism in Eukaryota, Fungi, Ascomycota, Eurotiomycetes, Eurotiales, Aspergillaceae. The record is from RefSeq and is a predicted model, not a curated record. The transcript is spliced from 2 exons.
AUGGGGAAGGCCGAGACUGCUGCUGUUUUUGAUGAAAAGGUUGAUCGGAAAUCUCUCAUUGCAUUAAAAGGACGCAGGGUUGACGGCACCUGCGAGUGGCUUGUACAGCAUCCUCAAUAUCAGGAGUGGCUGGCAGAUACGAACCACUCCCUACUCUGGAUCUCAGGUGGUCCUGGAAAAGGGAAGACCAUGCUGGCGAUUUAUAUCACCGAGAUGCUACAGCAAGUAGUUGCUGCUGAUGGUGCUCUCCUCUACUACUUCUGCAGUGGCCGCGACAAAAAUCGGAACACUGCUUUGACCAUCAUGAGAGGUAUUCUGCAUCAAUGGAUCGACCUCCAACCGCAUCUGGCCAAAGAUAUUAAACACUCCUUCGAGGGGACGGAAACAACCAAAUAUACCAAUUCCAGUUUUGUGUCGUUGUGGAUGGUUUUCCUGACCCUACUUCAGCAGAGCACGUCUUCCCAGGUAGUUUGUGUUCUGGACGGCCUUGACGAAUGCGAAAAGGAAUCACUUGGCCAGCUUCUUGAUGCAAUUGGGGUUUCCUUGUCGAAGUCUGGAGAAAAGACACGGCCACGACUGAAGCUCAUCAUCCUCUCCCGACCUCAGCCGGCUAUUUUGGAGAGCAAACUCGGCCAAUAUAAACAGAUUCAUUUAGACACUUCCGACAAGCAAAUUUCGCAAGAUGUCAAGAGAUACAUUUUUGCCAAAGUUGCGGAACUGGCAUCUGAGCAAAAAUUUUCCAAAGAGAUGGUCGCGAAGGUUCAGCAGACCUUGUUAGCUGGCGCCGAUGGGACCUUUCUGUGGGUUGGAUUCGUUGCCAAUGAGCUUCAGGGCAGGAGUUGGAGCAAAAUCAAUGAAGUACUCCGCCAAGUUCCAAAAGGCCUUAGUGGUAUUUAUCAACGGCUGCUUCAGCAGAUCGCCGACAAGGAAGCGUUGAUUCCCAUUCUCCAAUGGGUUGUUCUUGCUGCUCGACCCCUCACAUUGGAAGAACUGACCACGGCCGCAGGGAUCAAGAUGGCCGGGACUCUUCCAGCAACACAAGUGACCAAGAAUAGACUCGAAUGUGGCGGGUUGCUCGUGAAGAUUGAAGGAAAUGUCGUCAACCUGAUUCAUGAAUCGGCGAGGGAGUUCUUCCAGAGCGAUCAAGUCAACAUAAAAGGGAUCAACAUGUUCCAUAUGGGUCAGCAUACUCACAGAACUCUCAUGCAGACCUGUUUAGCACACAUUGAACGCGGAUACGGAAAUGCCGGAGGAAUUCACAAAAUGUCUGGCCCCGAUCCCUUCCUAUCUUAUGCCAGCCAGUACUGGCCGCUGCAUUUUCACCACGCCAUUCACGUGCUAGAUACACCGACCGAGUUCUCACGUCCGUUCUUCAGAGUCGACUCUUCGAUCCGUGUCGAAUGGUGGAAAGUCUACUGGGAGAAAGACAAGAACGGCGGAAGCCCGCCAGCGUUCACACUCCUGCAUCUCGCGGCAUACUUUGGCAACGUACCCUGGGCUAAAUUGUUGAUCAGCAAGCAUGCCCGCCUUAUUUCGCGAAAGGACAAUUACGGCCGGACGCCGCUGUCCUGGGCUGUCAACCAAGGUCACCGAGAAAUGGUGGAACUUUUGCUGGACCAUGGUGCGAGUGUCAAUUUCAAAGAUCGUAGCAUGUUGACGGCUCUCCAUAUCGCGGUCACUGGACAACACAGGGACGUCGUGUCUGUGUUGCUCGAACACGGCGCCCGUCUCGAGGCCAAGGCGGAGCAUGGCAAUACGGACACACCGUUGAUGCGAGCCAUUCUGGUAAAUUCGAGGGAAAUGACGCAGGAUCUACUUGAGCAUGGGGCGCGCGUGGACAACUUGCCAGCUCUUCUAGGAAUUGCUUCCUUGAGGGGACCUACGGAUCCAAUGGAUGAGCGGGUAAAUGAGCUACUUGGCCUCCAGGAGCAGGUUUUCCUCGCUCGCUUUAAGCGUUCGUCGCGAUUUGUCGACUUGGUCAUGAAAGGGCUGGGUCUUUCCUUCCGUUUUCCUCUCGUUCUCAAAUUGAUGUCCCUCUAUCUCAAGUUCGUGGUCCUGAACCGUUGGGACAGUCUAUCUGUAUUACAGGAGCUGGUCCAGGAACACAAAACGGACGAACUGAGAGAAUGGGCGAAACUGUACCAUAAUUUUUUCUUGGGGCUAGUUGUCGCUAGAAGUCCAAAGAGGCUGAAGGCCAUGGGCGACCUGUCCACACAGAUAUUGCAGAAGGUCGCGCCUAAAGAUCUUCAGGCACUGCUGGCCAUCACAGUCUUCACCGGCAUGGAUACGAAACUCACGGCUCUCCGUCACGGAUGGAGAGAAGGAGAUGCCAUCACAGCUACGGCAAUCUCAAAUUGGGCCGCCAUCGCCUGCGAAAGGGACACAUUGGAGUUCUUCCACUUUGGCAUCCGCGAGUUUUUGAGCGACUUCGAUAGCUGUGUUCGCAAGGGGAACCGGGAAGAGAACGUACUCCGAAUGGCUCUACUCAUGACGGGACACUUCGCAAUGAUCGACAAACAGGAAUCAGAACCGAUUAAGUAUUUGUCCCGUGUAAUCGCGGAGUUUUUUGAAGGAUACAUCGACAGCAGUUAUGAGGUUGAAUUAUUCGGCGACGUGAAUCAGGCGUGUGCUAACGAGCUAUUCGUCAUCAGCAAAAGCCGUGACUCCGCCAGAUUACGCCUCUUUCUGACCAGUAUUUUCCUGUUCACCCAGCAGGCCCAUGAAGAGGGACAGGAUCGCUUCCUCAACAUUCCCCCGGCAGCAUGCUUGAUUCUUUGCCAAGAGAAUGCAACUGAUCAUCAGUGGCUGAUUGGUGAGGCUAUCCCGGAGGAAAUAGGGGCCUUGAUAGCGAAGGAACCCCCUGGGUCGCUGCAGAAGCGGGCUUGCAAGACUUUUGUGGAGUGUCUUAUCAUUGGGAAGAAGUAUGAUUUGACAUUACCCAGGGGCGCCCCGAGACAAAGAGUGGAGCAGCAUCUGCAGUCUUUGCCGGGUGUAGGACAUGUGAUGAAUCGCAUCCUUGACUCAUAG